GCAAAUAUCGACAAGCCCGACCACCACAAGGUAAAUAUAAGUAUAGAAUGCUGUACAAUAUAUGAUCUCUGCUCAAAAGUUUCAAAUAGUUCAAAAAAGCCAUAGAUGAAAAUGAGAACCCAUAAGGCAAAUGAUGUAUAACCAUGUCUCACCUACUGGGCUUGUAAGGAAUAACUGGACUUAGAUACACUUCUCUCCAUGCACAUUGAAGAAGGAAAAACUUGUCGGGACUCGAUUGUUCUUAGGUCAUUAUCACCCAAGCCCAACACUCUGGGAUCACCGGAUUCAUUAAUGGGAACAUGUGAACCUCCUCCUACUCACCUGGUUGGACCUCAUUAUCACCAUCCUGCUUCCUCUUCCGCGAUGUCUCUGUCCCAAGCGCCUGGCCAUCCUUCGCCGCUCCAUGAGGACGGGGCAUUGUUGGUCAAUGGCUUUCGGAUAUUAUCGAAGGGCGGGAAUGUCGAGGAGGUCAAGCGAUCGAAAAGGUUCGGUGGCCCAGUCUGGUUCGGAGGUAAUUCCGUUGCCAGUCACCAAUUCUUGGCUUGUGGGUUUCGGAGAUGGGGCUCACGUGGUCCCGUAUCGACUUCGAGAUUAGGUAUCUUGAUCCGGAUGCGUCGAUGAUAUCGAAGGGUCGUAGUGCUCAAAUGCGGCUGAUUCGAACAAUUGUCAGG
Molecule: messenger RNA, 671 nt
Organism: Eremomyces bilateralis CBS 781.70
Lineage: Eukaryota; Fungi; Ascomycota; Dothideomycetes; Eremomycetales; Eremomycetaceae
Exons: 1
Coding region: 199-621 (140 amino acids)
Source: RefSeq, a predicted model, not a curated record